This is a messenger RNA of Mangifera indica (mango), 2047 nucleotides long. Its product is annotated as pentatricopeptide repeat-containing protein At1g08070, chloroplastic-like. Bases 4 to 1833 code for a protein of 609 amino acids. Gene Ontology annotation, molecular function: RNA binding; protein binding. The record is from RefSeq and is a predicted model, not a curated record. Gene Ontology annotation, biological process: RNA modification. NCBI's taxonomy places the organism in Eukaryota, Viridiplantae, Streptophyta, Magnoliopsida, Sapindales, Anacardiaceae. The transcript has a single exon.
AAAAUGGAACAAAAAAUUCUCAAAAUCUUACAAAAAUGCAAAACUAUCAAGCAAGUGAGACAAACCCAUCUUCAGAUUUUGAUUCAAAAUCUACAAGACAGCAAUUUUAUACUGCCCAAGCUCAUCAGUCUCUCCUCACAACUUGAUACACUGAAGUACGCCUUCAAAAUAUUCCGAAACUUACAAAACCCCAGCACCAUUUCAUACAAUACAAUCAUAAAAUGCUUUAUAGGGAAAACUUUCGAAGAUGCAUUGCUUGUUUACAGUCAAAUGAAGGCAUCAAUGGUCACACCUAAUAGCUAUACUUUUAGUUUUAUAUUGAAAUGCUUUGAGUCAUUUGAGGCCUUGAAGUGUGGUAUAGUAGUUCAUAGUGAGAUUGUGAAGAUGGGGUUUUGUUCUAGUGUGUUUGUGCAGAAUAAUCUUUUGGAUUUUUAUGGAAAAUGUGGCAGGAGUUCGGGUUUAGCUUGGAGGGUAUUUGAAGAAAUGACUGAAAGAGAUGUCGUUUCUUGGAAUUUGAUGAUUGGAGCGUAUAUGGAGCAUGGGCAGAUUGAUUGUGCAAUGGCGUUGUUUGAUUUUAUGCCUGAAAGGAGUACUGUCACUUGGAAUUCUAUAAUUUCGGGGCUGUCUAAAUUGGGGAAUAUGGAGCUGGCUCGUUCUUUUUUUGAGAGGAUGCCAGAGAAAAAUGAGAUUUCUUGGAACUCCAUGAUUUCUGGGUAUGCGAGAAUGGGUGAUAUGGAGGCUGCAAAGUGCAUUUUCAAUCAGAUGCAAGAGAAAACCAUUGUUUCUUGGACAGCCUUGAUAUCAGGAUACACCAUGAUUGGUGAUCUUGAAUCUGCAAAUAACUUUUUUAAUCUGAUGCCGUUAAAAAAUGUGGUUACAUGGAAUGCUAUGAUUUCUGGUUAUGUUAAUAACCACAUGUUUGAUCUAGGUCUUAAUGUAUUUCAUCAAAUGUUAACCGAAGGCAAAUGCAAGCCUGAUCACACAACUUUGAUUAGUGUGCUUUCUGCAUGUUCUCAUUUGGGUUCCCUGGAACAUGGGAAGUGGAUUGAUUCCUACAUUAAAAUAAAAAAGUUUCAAUUGUCAAAUCCGUUAGCAAAUGCUUUGAUAGACAUGUUUGCAAAGUGUGGUGAUGUGGAAAGUGCAAAAGCAGUUUUUGACAAGAUGGCUAACAGGUGUAUAAUCUCAUGGACAACAAUGAUAUCAGGCCUAGCCAUUAAUGGGCAGUGUAGGGAAGCUCUUAAUCUGUUUUAUAGGAUGCAAUUUGAUGAUAUUAAACCAGAUCAUGUCAUUUUCAUUUCCGUUUUAUCAGCUUGUACACAUGGAGGAUUAGUAGAAGAGGGAAAAUGGGUAUUCAAACAGAUGGUAGAGGAGUACAACAUUGAACCCCGAAUUGAGCAUUAUGGUUGCAUGAUUGAUCUUCUUGUUCGAGCAGGAAAGUUAGAAGAAGCAGUCAGGUUCAUUGAAAGCAUGCAUCUGAAACCAAAUGCUGUCAUUUGGGCCACGCUGCUUGGUGCUUGUAAGAUUCAUGGAAGUGGGGAGAUGUUACAGUCAGUGGGCAAAAAAGUUUUGGAUCAGGAGCCUGCAAAUCCUGGCUAUUUAAUGUUGGUCUCAAAUUUGAGUGCAGCAGCUGGACAGUGGAAAGAGUUUUCAAACUUCAGAGUGGCAAUGAGACAAUAUGGGGUGGAAAAAGUUCCUGGCUGUAGCUCAAUUCAAAUUGCGAAUAGGGUUCAUGAGUUUCUAGCUAAAGACACCAGGCAUGUGCAAAGAAAGGAAAUUUAUCGUGCUUUGUGCAGUUUGAAUAAACACCUACAUGCAGAAUGUGAUAUAUUAUGAAAAUUUUCAGAAAACAAGCAAUAGUCUACUGAUAAAAUUAGUCAACCCGAGAACAGAUCAUUUGCAAAUCAUGAAAGUUUUGAUGUAACACCUACAGACAUAAUUAAAGAUAUUAGGGUGAUUUAAUGUUACAUAUUAAGUUAAUGUGAUAAUUUAAGUUUUAAAUUAUAUUAAGGGUAAGACAAAAGGGGAAGGAUCGACUCUUGAUGAUAAA